GCCCCUAGAGGGCUCGUGUGUUUUCUCUCUCUCUCUCUCUCUCUCUCUCUCUGUCAGUGUGUGUCGGUUCUCUGUUCGCUCGGUUCUCCGGUGUGUAUGUGAGUUCGGUGUUCCGCUCAUCAUGUCCUCCGCGGGAGCUGCUUGCGGACCGGCACCGGGACCGAAUCACGGCGGCUCUGUUCCCGCGCCCGGCGCCUCAAACCCGCGAAAGUUCAGCGAGAAGAUCGCGCUGCACACGCAGAGACAGGCGGAGGAGACGGCGGCGUUCCAGGAGGUCAUGAUGGACCUCACCUCCACCCGGAUUCAGGCUCAGAAGGUUUGUUUGGCCAGAACUCAGGGCCCGUAUUACGGCGGAUCUCUGCCCAACGUCAACCAGAUUGGCAGGACUGUCUCGGACCUGCAGGGCUCGUUCCACUCUCCGCUGGACUCCAGUCGCUCCACUCGGCAUCAUGGUCUGGUGGAGCGUGUUCACAGAGACCGGCGCUUCAUCUCUCCCAGCAGACCCUACAGGAGACAAAUGGACAGCUCUCACAGCAGCUCAGUGUAUCUGUCUCCUCCUCCUGACCCCAGCUGGAGAAGGAACUGGAACAGUAACUUUGCGAUGGACAAGAGCCAGAUAUUCCAGCAGCUGCCGACCACAGCCCUCAACAGGACUAACUCGGACUCAGCGCUGCACACCAGUGUGAUGAAUCCUCCGGCUGGAGACCCGUUCUCCACAGGACUCUCAGUGCGGGGCCGACCGGCCGUCUUCUCCUAUCCUGUUCCUCCAAUCGAGGAGAACGGCCCUGACGACGAACGCGUCCUUAAACACUGGGACACCAGAAAGCUGGAGCUGCUCUCUUCACGACCAAAGUCCUGUGAAGUGCCAGGAAUCACUGUGUUUCCGUCUCCGGACCAGCAGGGCGGCGCUCCUCACGGCCCCAUGGUGCUGAACACAGGCGGCUCUCUUCCGGAUCUGUCCAGCCUGCACUUCCCCUCUCCGCUGCCGACCCCGCUGGACCCGGACGAGCCGGGAUACCCGUCUGUGAGCGGCGGGAGCACGGGGAACCUGACCUGUACCCUGACCCAGCUGGGCAUCCACAGCCCCAGCGCCUUCCACUCCGCUGGUCUGCUGCCGUCUCUGCAGGGCACAUCCAGUAAUCCCUCCCUCCAGUCGUCGCUUAGCAACCCCAACAUCCAAUCAUCUCUCAGCGCUCAUUCGUUCCACAACUCGCUGAGCUCCGCCUCCCUCCACUCGUCGCUGAGCAACCCCUCCCUGCAGUCAUCGUUAAGCUCCUCCCCCUCGCUGAGGUCAUCGCUCAGCAGCCAGUCGCUGCAGUCUUCGCUCAGUAACUCCUCCCUCAGCGGCUCCUUCUCUGCUCUGCAGCCGCAGCCAAACUCCUCCCCGCGCAGACGAGCGCAGCUAACCCCGGUGACCCUGCCUGCAGACGCCCGCAGACACCACCCCAAACAGUUUUCACCCACCUCCUCCACCCUCAGCUCCAUCACGCAGGGAGUGGCUCUGGACACCAGCAGGCUGCAGGUGGAUCAGAGGUUGUCUCAGUAUGGUUUUGGUCAGCAGCAGCAGGUCCAGAAGGGUCUGGGUCUUCACCUGCACAACAUGCAGAACCUGCAGAAAACCUUCCAGAUGCAUCCGCUGAAGCGUCCGAGCCCCGGUCAGAACCAGAACCAGAACCAGAAGCCCAACCCCAUGAGUUACAGGUCUGCAGACGCCUCGCAGCCGGAGCUGACCCGGUCUGAGCAGCAGAACCAGAUCAGUCCGGCUCUCAGCGGAGAUCUGGACCUGUACAACGACACAAUGUUCCUGAACUCACUGCUGGAUGACCCAUACCUGGGCCUGCAGAUCCGCCAGAACCAGCAGUUGAGUCUGGACUCUCCGCUGGAGGCGAUGAAUCGUGACGGGGGUUCUGCUGUGGUUCUGAAGGCUCAGAGCGGCUCGUAUCAGGGUCAUCCGGAGCUGCUGGACUCCUCUGAACCACAGAUGAUCAACCAGAACCAGAGCUACACCGACGGGCGACACACCGUGCCCAACAUCAUCCUGACCGGAGAUUCCUCAGGCCUGUCUAAGGAGAUCACGAGCGCUCUGUCCUGUGUCCCGGGCUUCGAGAUGGACCCGUUCUCUUCGGACGACCCGCUGGGUUUGGGAAUGCUGACCGACGGUGACCUGAUGCUGGCUGACCCCGCCGUGGAGGACUCCUUCCGCUCUGACCACCUCAAGUGACUCGUUCACACACGCUUGAACCCUGAGCUUCUGCCCUUUAACGCUGCGCUUCUCAGACGAUCAAAGCCGCACCGGCCACUUCCUGUUACAGACGACCAAUCACAGCCACGUGCCUCCAGCGAUCGCUGCUCAGGCGCUUCAGUCCCAGCAUGCACUGCACCGCACCAGGUUAACGCAGAACCCACUCUUGAGCUUAAAUCGAUGUUUCGUUCGGAUGUGACGAGUCACACGCUUUAUUUGUUUGCUGUCUCGGCCAAUCAUGUGAGUUUGGGGUGGGGCUACUGGUCUGGAGAUAAUCAUGUAACGUGAUCGUGUUCAGAACAGCAUGCUAUCAUACUGCAGUGUACUACAAACAGUGUACUGAAUGCAUGGAAGACAACAAGACAGAUAUCCCUUAGAUUACAGUCAAAUUAAGAGUAAUAUUGAGUUGUUCAAAGGUAAAGCAAUUAAAAUUGAAGUAAUUGCUUAAUGUGCUGUGUACUUCACUGUGUGAGUAUAUGCAUGGUGUCAUCUUACAGAUUAGUAUGCACUAUAUAGUGUGCAGUAUGCAGUGAGCUAGCAUGUUGUUUAGAACGCAGCCGUUGUCCGUGUCACAUUAGAUGCACAAGAACAGACGUUGUUUUGUCCCAGAAUUCAGUCUGCUCGAGUCUGCUGAUGAUCUCUGAUCCAGACUAACUAGUCUCCUCCGGUACUAGUUAAAGCAGCAGCGUUUGUCGCCGCAUGCGCUGAACCACUGAAACAGUGUCGUAAAAUGACCAAGUGUGUGUGUGUGUGUGUGUGUGUGUGUGAGUGUGUUUAGCGCGAUCUGCACUCUCUUCUGCCUGUAUUUGCACGAUUAUUCUCCUGAGCAAGGCCAUAUUCAGAGGAACACAUAUUUUUAUGUAACGAAAUACCGCGUACUAUGAGAUUUAUUUUUAAAUAAAGUUGCUAUAGAUGUUUUAUGCGCAUAAAUGUAUAUUUGUAUAUGAAAAAAAACGUCGAUCGCCAGGUGGAUUGUGAAUGUCUUCAGACGAAUCUCAGAAGUGUAAUCAUCACAAUUCACCCCCAAAUCAAAGGGAAGGAGUUAUAAAGUAUUAAGUUUGUGGUUGUGGAAAUGAUUGAAGUCUAGAACUGGUUUAUCACACACAGAUCUCACGGCAUUUUCAUUGGACAUUAAUAAAAAGCUUAUGGAAGCCGGUUUCUGCCGUAGAAAUAAAAAGAAUUAAUUGCAAAUUAAAAGUUAACAUUUUUAUCUCUCAGUUCUGACACUGACAGAAAAGAAAAUGUGAGAAAUAUAGAAAGUUGCGAAAGAUGAUUUUAUCGUUUCAAUUGCGAUAGAAAGUUGGAAUCGCAAAAUAAAAUGUUGUGAGACCUAAACUUCAACAUAUGAACUUACAGUUUCAAUUAACUUAAAACUUUAACAAUUUCUGUGAUCAGUGAUUUUGGAUAGAAAGUUGAAAUUGCGAUUUAAAACCGUGUCGGUAAGCCCCUCCCCUCGAAUGCAGAUGAGCCAAUGGCAGUCGAGUAUCGGUUGCAUAGAGAGUAGCUUUCGGCUUCAUAGAGAAACAGCAGCAGACCCAAAGAUCGAAUCGUUUUUAUUUAUUCGGUUUCCUGAAUCCGAAUAAAACGGAGCAAAAUGUCACUAUAAGCGUUCAACCUCACACAAAUGAGCCGGGUGUCCUUCACUCGUUUCGUCUUUUGAGACGUGACCCUCCAGUUAUCCACCGUAUUCAUUUUAUAAACUCCGAGGACUAUUUAGGCGGCCUUCUGUCUCCAAAAGUGUGCAGAAACAAAGAGUGAUCGUCAAACAGAGCAACUCCAUAUUUGUCUGAGGGAGCAACGGUAACUAAGGGGGGCGGGGCUUGGGUCAGUCGUGAUGUAAACACAGAGAUGUGUAAUAAACGGUUCUUUUCUGUAUUCUGUGGAAACGGUCUUCUGUAGAAGCCGGUGUUGAAUCGGAUCGGGGUCGGUCUGUGAUUAGAGGCUGGUUUCCGGGUGAUGUUGGACUCGGCGCCGGACGCUGCUAGUUAAACAUGGAGUCCGGUUACUGCCUGCAGGUUAACGAGCGUUAGUUAAAACACACGCAGGAUGGAUGAAGAGUGCUUUUGUCAUCUGUUUUUUUAUUAUUAUUAUUAUUAUUAUUAUUUUGAGUUGGGAUGAGAUGUAUCUGUCCAGAAAAGUGUUUAAAGUCAGCGUCCGAGGGUCGGUUUGAAAUGUGGAUGUGUUUUAAUGUUACAGAAGCAGUGCACUGUUUCAUCAGCUGUUGAACAGCUCAGGUCCGAUAGAAACCUUGGAACGAUGGAACGACUGAAAGCUUGUUCUGGGUGUCACGGUGUUAAACAGACCUAGCUUUUGUCUAGGUGUGAAAAAUAAAAAAAGAUGCAGAUUCUAUUUUAAGAUGUACUUUUAUGGUUUUGCUCUUAAUUGUUUGUUCUUUUGAUAACCAGGGAAGCCGUGUUUGUUGUAAAUAAUGUCCUGAAAGCGUAGGUGCUUCUGACGGAGCAUUUUUAUAAGACUGUAUCCUCACCUUCUUUUACAAAAAAAUAAAGAGUUUAAGUGGAUGUGUGCAUCGGA
Messenger RNA from Puntigrus tetrazona (Sumatra barb), 4774 nucleotides. Its product is annotated as CREB-regulated transcription coactivator 2. Gene Ontology annotation, molecular function: cAMP response element binding protein binding. The transcript is spliced from 14 exons. The record is from RefSeq and is a predicted model, not a curated record. Gene Ontology annotation, biological process: positive regulation of transcription by RNA polymerase II; protein homotetramerization. Gene Ontology annotation, cellular component: nucleus; cytoplasm. The coding region runs from base 122 to 2221 and encodes 699 amino acids. Lineage: Eukaryota; Metazoa; Chordata; Actinopteri; Cypriniformes; Cyprinidae.